AUGAGUAAUGGCACUAGGGUGUUUGUCGGCGGCCUGUCUCAUCGCGUACGCGAGAGGGAUCUCGAGAGGUUUUUCCAGAAAAUUGGCAGAGUCAAGGAUAUUGCUAUGAAGAAUGGAUAUGCUUUUGUGGUAAGUGUACAAUUUUAUUUUAAUUUAUUUCAGCAUGGGGAGUGGUUCAAGAGUGUAUAUUGGCCGUUUGCCUUAUGGAGUGCGAGAAAGAGAUAUAGAAAGGUUUUUCAGGGGAUUUGGCCGUAUUAGAGAAAUAUUGCUUAAAAAUGGCUAUGGAUUUAUUGUAAGUAAUAAUGAGUGUUUUGCAUAAUUAUAAAUAAGUAGUUACUCAAUAAUAAGGGUUAUAUUUUAUUUUCAUAUACAUUAUCCUUAUACACAAAUUAUUUUAUAGGAAUUUGAUGAUUAUCGUGAUGCUGAUGAUGCAGUAUAUGAAUUGAAUGGCCGUGAACUUAAUGGUGAAAGGUAAUCUACAAUUUUUUAUUUAUUAAAACAUUUGUCUCUAUAAAGAGGCACCAUUCUGGGAACCACACUUCUUUUGAGAUUUAAUGAAGGCAUAUGUGUUUAUUAUCCAUUAUGAUUUGUGUUGAUAAACUUGUUAUGCUCAUGCAUUUUUGUUAGCGUGUUGCUUACAAAUCAAGUAAUAAUGGUGUGUAUAUCCAAUGCAGUAGAACCUCAAUUAAUUGCCACUAUUCUCAUUGCAGUAAAAUCUUAUCGCCUUAUGUUCAAACUGGUUUAUCCGAAACUUUCUGACAACAAAUAAUUAAGUGAUAUCUUUACAUUUUAUGGGUGACAUAAAAACAGUUGAUUAUGAUUGUGGGCAUAUUUUUACCAAUAAAUAAUAGUUAUUAUAUAAGUAUGCAUGUCAAUGAUUAUUAAAAAAUAAUAAAUAAUCUAUAUUUAUGUUUAUAAAGUUUAUUUCUGUUUACCCUGUCUUCUGAUUAUCCAUCAAGGCUCUGAUCCCAAGGCUGAUGGUUAAUUAAGGUUCUACUGUACUACCCGUUAUUUCAAAAUGUAUUGAUUUGAAAAAAAAAUUAAGAUAAUUCAGCAAAAAUUCCCAUUAUUUUUGGUGGGAAAAUGGCAACCUAAAUUUAAAAAAACCAUAUUAUAUAGAUUGGCUAUGAGUUCUAAUAAAUUUUGUUGUCAACAUUUUUAAUUUACAUCAACAUGUUGACAAGAUAUUCUACUUGUAAGUUUAGGUAGGAAGAAAGUAGUACUACUUUUCUUGACAAGUUGACUUAAGUCAAUAAUUUCAAACACUGAAAUUUAUUUGAAAUUUUACUCUUUCUAUUUGUGGUGUUUUUAUUAUAUGUUUCUGUUGGAAAAUCUUAUAAGGUGGUGGUUUUACUCCGAAAAUAAGGGUGAGAAAAAUAACAUAGAUUUAAAAUUGCAGUUUGUUUAUUAAAUUUUAUUUUUAAAAAAAAUUGAUUCUUUCUAAGAUAGUGAGUUUCCCAGUUAAGUGAAUUACAUUUUAAAACUAAAUCUAAAUGUUUUAUAUUACGUGUAGAGUUUCUGUUGAACGAGCUCGUGGAACACCAAGAGGCAGUGAUGUUUGGCGUGGCUCAGGACGUGGUGGAGAUUUACCACCACCUCCACCAAGAAGACCUCGUCGUGAUGCUAGGUAUGUAUUUUAAUAUGUUUCAUCUAAUAUAAUAAUGUAAAAAAAGGCUGAUAUUUUGGAUAAAAGUGCGGCCACUGUUAUGUUAAAGGUGAGAAGGUUUAAUACAAAAAGUUAUUUACUUUAUACCUGUAAUCAAGAAAAAUGAUUUAGAACAACGUUUAGAUAUGCAUGUUCUGAAAAGCCAUAAUAUUUAUGAUUCUUAUCAUAAUUUGAUUUUAACCCUUAAAAAGAAAAUUUAAAUUACCCUUAAUUUAAAUAUCUAUAAGUAGCUCAAAAAUUAGAUUUGAAAGUUUUGUUCAGUUAUUAAAAAAACUAUUUUCAUUAAUUAGUUUAAAAACGAAACACAAAAGAAUUUAUUAGUCAAUUAGUUACUUUAUUAAUUUCAUUGUUUCUUAUUUUCUAGUUUUUCUAUAUUCUAACAAAAACAAACUACCAGGAAAAUAACAAAAAUGAAUUGCUAACUAGAUUAAAAAUUUAACAAUAUACAGUGUCAUUUUUCUAUUGGCACAAUAUUUAUGGUAGAAAAUAUUAGCCUUACAAAUUUUAAAUAAUACUAAAUAUGUUUUUGUCUUUUAGUUAAAAUUAUUAUGAUAAAUAAUUUAGAUAUCAGUAAAAGAUUUUCUAUCAAUAUUUCAGUUACUACUUUUACAGAACUGUUUAGAACAGGUUUUGUGGUUAAAAAUAAUAUUAUCCAUAUGAUCUCAUGGUACUCCAUAUAGGUAUAUUUUUUUUUUAGGCCUCUUGAUGACCUCUUCAUGUUGGACAAUUCAAAUUUUAACAUAUGUAUUAUUGUUUUCCUUGUUUAUUAAAAUAAGUUUCUUUAUGUCACAUAUAUUGUAUACUAUUUAGGUACCUGUUCCCAUUAUAUUUUAUUAUUAAAAAUGUUUUUUAUAUUUAGGGAUGACAGAAAUGAUAGGUACGGACCACCAACACGAACAAAUUAUAGGUUAAUAGUUGAGAAUUUGUCAAGUCGCGUCAGCUGGCAGGUAAGAAAUCAUUUACAUGGGUAUUUAUAAUAUUUCAUUACCAUUUUAUAUUUUAUUUACAUUUGUUAUUCAAAGAAAAAAAAAAAUGUUUUUUUUUUUUUUGGUUUACCUCUGAUAUAAUUUUUGGAGAUUUUAUCUUGUUCAUUUAAUUAUCUCCUGAACUUUUAUUUCACACGUGGUUUGUUUUUGUGAGGUGCUGAUAGACGUUCCGUCAAUAAUAUAUUAUCUGAGGAAAGAACUUGCUGUUCUAUUAAGGUUUAAUCAUUACUUUGUACUAAAUUGCUCUGCUAUCUAAAAGAAAUCAUAAUAUUAAUUUACCAUUCACUUUAUUACCUAUUUAAUAAUUAUACAGACUCAUGAUAAUUAAAAAUUUAUAUUUUUUAAUUUUUAUCUUAAUAUUAUAAAAUGAAUGGUUUAAGUAAAUAGUUUGUUAUAAUAAAAAAAUUCUUAGUUUUAAUCGAAAAAAAAAUGACAAAAAUGACAAAAAAAAAAAAAAAAAAAAAAAAAAAAAAAAAAAAUGAAAAAAAAAUGUAAUAUUAUUUUUCUAAAGAGCCACCACAAUGUGUUGGGUUCGAUCGAUGUCCAUACCAAUGACAUUAAACGCUUGAUCGUUGGCCGAUAACAUAAGAGUGGCACAAUCAGGCACAUAGGCCAAUACCACAAAAGAUCACAGUACGAUAUCACACAUUCCAUUCCGGGCCUAGGAUGAUCGGCCUAACCACCAAAGGUGUUCCCAACAAUACAAGCCGAUCAGCUGCCCAAUUUGGUUUACCCCCCAUUCAUGUCGCCCCACACAUGGUCCGAGACCGAGUCGCUUUUCAAUACCAUUCCAAGUGUUUAAGAGGUAUGUAUUUAAAUAAUAACAUAAACAAUGUUUGGUAUUUGAUAGGCUUUUAAAAUAAAAUUGUAAAAAAUCAUUUUGAGAAUAUAAAACAAAUUAAUAACGAGUUAAGGACCUAGAGGAUGCAGUAACAAAAAGCAAUUUGGUAUCAGUCAUCAAAACAACAAGGCCACACGAUCAUCAAAAGCACUUAAAUCAAUCAACAAAACCCAUUAUGUGUAAAACCAUCUUCAAUUCACUAACAGCAAAUGAGCAUUUUCUUCCCAUCAUUAGUUCAUUUUUCAAGUGAAGUCUUCCGAAAACAAUCCCAUUUUAAAAUUGAUAUAAAUUUGUACUUGGCGUAGAACUAUUAAUUUAACAAUAGAUAUUAUUAUAGCAAUACAUAUAAGGUAUUUUUCAACAUAAUUUAUGUAUUUACCUGACUACAGGAUUUAAAAGACUUCAUGCGUCAAGCUGGGGAAGUUACGUAUGCUGAUGCUCACAAACAACGCAAGAAUGAAGGGUAAUUAAUUUUUAAAUAUUUUUAAUAAAAUCAAAAUUAUUAAAUUAUUUAUUUUUAAAGUGUCGUGGAAUUUGCAUCCUAUUCGGACCUUAAAACGGCAUUGGACAAGUUAGACGAUACAGAAUUGAAUGGACGUCGCAUAAGACUAAUUGAAGAUAGAAGCAGUAGCCGUGGCCGAGGUGGAAGACGUAGCCGUAGUCCAUCAAGUUCUCGUUCUCGUUCUAGGUCUCGAUCUCGUUCACGCCGCCGUGUACGUUCUCGUUCGAGGUAAAAUAUAUUGAAAUUAAUUUAUUUCUAAUUGCCAUCAUUAUUAUUUCUUAUUAUUUUUAUUAGAAGUAGGUCUCGAAGCCACUCCAAGUCAAAGUCAGAGUCUCGUUCAAAAUCUCCGUACAAGUAUGUAUCUAAAAAACAAAUUUGUAUUGUUUUGUUGUUAAACUUAAUUUACGAUACAAAAUAUAAUAAAUAUGUUACAAUUUGAAUUAUUAGCCAUGAUAGUAAUGAAUAAUUUUUUUAUUUUGAAUAUUUUAGAUCGCCAGCUCAUUCCAAAUCACGCUCUCGCUCAGGAUCUAUAGACAAAAAAAGGUCUCAAUCACGCUCCCAGUCAAUAUCCAAUAAACGUAUUAAGUGAGUCAUCUAGAUACGUAUUUAAUAUUUCUAGUAGUUUACAGAUAUUUUGAAUAUCUCUUUUAUUGUACUGUUAAAUAAUUACAAUAGGUAUUUAGAUAUUUUCUUUGCUAUUAAGAGCUGUGUUCUCUCUAACGUAGAAGAAGGCUUUUAUGUGAUUCUUAAACUGAGUUAAUGGCUGAUAAUCUAUCACAAUUGUUUGAUUAUCUAAUAAAACUGUUUAAAAAUCAUAGUUUAUGUUGGUAAGAACUGGUCUAAACAACAAAUUUAAUAUUUCUAUUUAAAAAGUUCAUAUGUGCUAACUUUCAUUUGAUACUGCCAAUGAUUCAUACUCUAAUGUGAGCUUUGUAAUUUAUCCAAAAUGUAAUGUAAUAUAAUAUUGUCCACUUUUAAAACGAAUAAUUGAUAUCUUUGUUUAAGUAUUAGUUAAAUUAUGUAAAAUAAUUGUAAAAAAAAAUAUAUAAAUUAUUAUUUUUAAUAUUUUAGACGUGAUUCCCGCUCGCCAGAUGAAAAAUCUCGUUCACCAUCUAGAGAAAAAAAUGGUGAUGCCAGUCCACAAUCUGGUGAUGAUUAA
Molecule: messenger RNA, 5154 nt
Organism: Cinara cedri
Lineage: Eukaryota; Metazoa; Arthropoda; Insecta; Hemiptera; Aphididae
Source: the annotation of a GenBank genome assembly